AUAUGCAGAUAAGCCAUCUCUCCAUCUGAGGAAGAUAGAGACCAAUAAGCUCUUCAGCAAACAAGAGCUCACUCCUUCAUCCAGAAAUUUGACCAUUUUUAAAUAUUUCCACCCAGUUCACUUCGACAAAAAGAGAGCAGAACGUCGGGUGAAAAUUGAAGAACUACAGGAUUCAACUAGGGAACGAUUUGUUUAACACACGCCUCACGGAAAAUUUGAAAAACGAGUCGCUGACAAAGGUCAGGUUGGGUUGCUAAAGGGGGAGCUUCCCAGAAGAAAAAGAGGUUCAAGUUGGACUCGAUGGAGGUCAAGGUGGCGUCCCCUUCAGCCAGCAGGAGAUCAUCACAGACCAAGAAAUUAGUCGGCGGAAAGCGUGGUUGCCACGUGGUGGUGAAAGUCUUCCCAUGCAAAAUAUGCUUUCGCCCCUUCACCAACGGAACCAGUGCUCACCUCCACGCCCGCACCCACCUUAACUCCGCCGAGCUGGAGAAGACCUCACUUUUCCACGCGAAAUGCCCCCACUGCCAAAAAAUGUUCUUCGUUCAUCACCACUUAACCGACCAUCUCUUCGUCCACCUGAGUCGCGAGGAGCGCGCGGAGGUGGCGCAGGGCUGGCGACACGGCUGCUACUUCUGUACCAAACGGUUCAGAGUUUCGUCCCAUCUCAAUCUUCAUCUUCUGACCCACACGAAAGAAAAGUUGGGCGGGAUAUGUCACGUGUGUCGAAAAACGUUCACCUCCAAACAAAACCUGACCAGGCAUGGGUUCGCCCAUCUCUCCGAAGACGAAAAGAUCGCCCUCGUGAAGCAGGGGAGGAGUCGAAAGUGCCUCUUCUGCCAGAAAAAAUUUCCCGACAACCGCGCUUAUCACGUUCACCUGGUCUCCCACACGAAGGAGAAACCUUUCCGCUGCGACCAUUGCGGGGCGCUUUUUGGUUUAAAAUAUAACUUAAACAAGCACAAGCUCAUUCACAGCGAGGAUCCGCGACCGUUCAAGUGCGACAAAUGUGACCAAGCGUUCAGUCAAAAACAUCACAUGACCAGUCACAAGAGGACGGUUCACCGGAAGUUGAAGGACUUCGCGUGUCCCGUGUGCGGCAAGAAGUUUGGGAGGAAGAGUCAUAUGGUGGGACAUCUGAGGAGUGUUCAUGCCAAAAUCCGGCACCCCAGCCCCCACUGCGGCAAGACGUUCACGCAGAAAGGCCAUCUUGGGAUACAUUUGAGGAAACUUCAUCCCUCAGAACCUUCGGCGAAAUAGCGUCGCAUCAAGUGACCACGUGUUUCCCAGAUUUAAUAUUUUCCUGAUUUCGCCGUUUAUGACGAGAUGAUUAUUCUUGUAGGACUGAUAAAAAUGGCGUAAUUGAAUCAUUUAGUAAACAUGACCCGAUUUUUGCUACCGUUUUAACUAUGAUGAUUUUAAUGUAGUAAAGUUAUUCCGUUUUUUGUAAAA
Folsomia candida is the source of this 1449-nucleotide messenger RNA. Its product is annotated as gastrula zinc finger protein XlCGF8.2DB-like. Gene Ontology annotation, cellular component: nucleus. The transcript is spliced from 2 exons. The record is from RefSeq and is a predicted model, not a curated record. Lineage: Eukaryota; Metazoa; Arthropoda; Collembola; Entomobryomorpha; Isotomidae. Bases 301 to 1257 code for a protein of 318 amino acids.